Messenger RNA from Cariama cristata (Red-legged seriema), 1155 nucleotides. RefSeq names its product solute carrier family 30 (zinc transporter), member 8 (gene SLC30A8). Gene Ontology annotation, molecular function: zinc ion transmembrane transporter activity. The coding region runs from base 1 to 1155 and encodes 384 amino acids. Lineage: Eukaryota; Metazoa; Chordata; Aves; Cariamiformes; Cariamidae. Gene Ontology annotation, cellular component: plasma membrane. The record is from RefSeq and is a predicted model, not a curated record. Gene Ontology annotation, biological process: response to glucose; insulin secretion; zinc ion transmembrane transport. The transcript has 8 exons.
AUGGCUGCCAAAAAGGGUCUUGAAAGAGCUUGCCUUGUGAGUGAGAGGGACACCAAGAAGUACUCCUUGGCCCUAGACAGGAUGGGCUGGCAUCAGAAGAAUUUAAAUGAAGAGAGGCAGCAGCAGGAAGCAGAAGUUACUGAAGCUAAUCCAGCGUAUCACUGUCACGGCUACUCGCAGGCCUAUGAGAACAGAAAAAGGGAGCAGCAUCAAGCCAGGAGGAAGCUCUGUGUAGCAUCAGUAAUUUGCAUCUUCUUCAUGAUUGCUGAGAUUACAGGGGAGUAUAUCGCUGGGAGCCUGGCGGUGAUCACCGACGCGGCACACAUCCUGGUGGACCUGACAAGCUUCCUGAUCAGCCUCUUCUCGUUGUGGCUUGCCUCCAAACCUCCCACCAAACAGUUAACUUUUGGGUGGCACCGAGCAGAAAUUCUGGGAGCUUUGAUGUCUAUGCUUAUCAUUUGGAUGGUGACUGGUGUGUUGACAUAUUUGGCUAGCAUGAGGCUGCUACACCCCGAUUAUGAUAUUGAUGCUACAGUGAUGCUCAUUACCUCUGCUUGUGCCGUGCUUGCCAACAUCCUACUAAGCCUGAUUCUGCACCAGACCGGCCACGGGCACAGCCAUGGGGCACAAGCCAGGGAACAUGUGUCAGUCCCUCCGGAAAAGCCAGCUCUGAGCAAUGCCAGUCUGCGGGCAGCCUUUGUGCACGCCAUUGGAGAUCUAUUCCAGAGUAUUAGUGUGCUAAUUAGCGCACUUAUCAUCUUCUUCAAGCCAGAAUACAAAAUAGCUGACCCAGUCUGCACAUUUGUGUUUUCCAUCUUUGUUUUGGCAACCACCAUCACCAUUUUAAGGGAUAUUUUGAUUGUGUUAAUGGAAGGAACAUCGAAAGGAUUUGCGUAUGAUGCAGUGAAAGCAAGAAUUUUAGCAGUUGAGAAAGUGGAAUCUGUUCACAACCUUCAUCUUUGGUGUCUGACAAUGAAUCAAACUAUUAUAUCUGCUCAUGUUGCCACAGCAGACAGAGCCGACAGCCAGAAGAUUUUGAGAGAUAUUACCCAAGCCCUGUUUGAGCACUACAGCUUCUGCUCUAUCACCAUUCAGAUUGAAACGAGAGAGGAUCAGAAACAAGACUGCAUCUUCUGUCAAGAGCCCAGGGAUUAA